Messenger RNA from Limanda limanda (common dab), 1663 nucleotides. It is a transcript of the gene dapk2a, whose product is annotated as death-associated protein kinase 2a. Gene Ontology annotation, cellular component: nucleus; cytoplasm. The record is from RefSeq and is a predicted model, not a curated record. The coding region runs from base 4 to 1482 and encodes 492 amino acids. The transcript has 8 exons. Gene Ontology annotation, molecular function: protein serine/threonine kinase activity; ATP binding. Gene Ontology annotation, biological process: protein phosphorylation; positive regulation of apoptotic process; intracellular signal transduction. Lineage: Eukaryota; Metazoa; Chordata; Actinopteri; Pleuronectiformes; Pleuronectidae.
CACAUGGAUUUAUUCAAACUACAGAAAGUGGAGGAUUUCUAUGAAAUCGGUGAAGAGUUGGGAAGUGGCCAGUUCGCCAUCGUGAAGCAAUGCACAGAGGAAAGCACGGGCCGGGGAUUCGCCGCCAAGUUCAUCAAGAAGCGUCCGAGCACGGCGAGCUCCCGAGGGGUUCGGCGGGAGGAGAUCGAGCGCGAGGUGAACAUCCUGCAGCAGAUUCAACAUCCCAACAUCGUCACGCUGCACGACGUCUACGAGAACCGCUCGGACGUGGUUCUGAUCCUGGAGCUGGUCUCUGGAGGUGAACUGUUUGACUUCCUGGCACAGAAAGAGUCUCUGAGUGAAGAGGAGGCCACUCAGUUCAUCAAGCAGAUCCUGGAGGGCGUCAACUACCUGCACGCCAGGAACAUCGCCCACUUCGACCUGAAGCCUGAAAACAUUAUGCUCCUGGACAAGAACGUCCCGCUGCCCAGAAUCAAACUCAUCGACUUCGGUCUCGCGCACAAGAUCGAAGCUGGCGUCGAGUUCAAAAACAUCUUCGGGACGCCGGAGUUCGUAGCUCCAGAGAUCGUCAACUACGAGCCGCUGGGGUUAGAGGCCGACAUGUGGAGCAUCGGAGUCAUCACCUACAUCCUACUCAGUGGAGCGUCGCCUUUCCUGGGAGAAACCAAACGAGACACACUGAGGAACAUCUCAGCCAUAAACUACGAGUUUGAUGAAGAGUUCUUCUGUCACACCAGUGAACCGGCCAAGAAGUUCAUCAGCCAGCUGCUGGAGAGAGAUAAGAAGAAGAGAUUAACAAUCCAAGAUGCUCUUAAUCACCCGUGGAUCAAGUCCAAUGAGCACAAGGAGGAGAAUAAAGCCCAAGAGCCGAAGAAGCGUGAGCGCCGGCAGCUGAAGACCAAGCGUCUGAGGGAGUACACCAUCAAGUCCCACUCCAGCAUGCCGCCCAACAACACCUAUGUGAACUUUGAGCGCUUCGCCCAGGUGGUGGAGGACGUGGACCAGAUGGAGAGCUCGUUCAUCAGUCUGGCAGCAGCACAUGACUCUCUGCAGGAAGACAUCGACGCCAUGGUCUCUGUCUACAACGAGAAGGAGGCCUGGUACAAGGAGGAGAGCGAAGGCGUGCGCCACGAGCUCUCGCAGAUCCGCUACGAGUUCCGUAAGGUGGAGGCCUUGAAGAGGAGCCUGCAGGACCACAUGCACGCGUUCAGCUCCAGCCUCGGCGCCAUCAGCAGCCGCUACCAGGAGAGGCGGAGCCACUUUGAGGCGCUGCGCCUGGAGCUGAGCAAUGAGCUGAAAUGGGUGCAGGAGGUGAUGGGUUCAUCUCCCCUGGAUGGUGGAGGCUACCCCAGCUGCAGCUUCUCCACCGUCUUCAACAACGAGGUGAACGAAGCCUUGAAGGAGCUGCUGAGCCGCUCGUGUGGAGGAGAGCUGCUGUCCGGGAUCAACUUGGACUUCACUGAACCUGGACAGCAACGAUAACCACGAGUCAUUUCAAACCUUUCACCAUGAAGAGGGACGAGGAGCAGGAAGGACUGGGUCAGGGUCUGAAGGAUCUUUACAUUACUCAUACAACCACUAAGUACUGUCCUGAUUCCAUGAACUCAAACCUACAUCCUCACAUACGCUGCUGUGUUCAACAAUCACAUCUAAGUAUAAACUG